AUGCUCUACAACGCCCUCAUUCGCACCCACCACAUCACCUCCCGCAAAAAGGUCGCCGCCCUCAAACGCGCCGCGGACACCCACCAAUGCGCCGUGCUCCUCCGGUCCGGCGGGUGUCCGGGCAUCAUGUAUGUCGAGGGUGUGGGGAAGGAUCGCGUGGAGAUGUGGGUGGAUGUGGUGAGAAAGUUGCGAUACAAGGACUUUCAAUUGGCUACUAGGCCUGAUGUCUUGGGAGUGGAAACGGAUUCCGGGGAAAAUACAUCCAGUGGAAGGGAGGGGGAUCUUAAGAUUGGCAAUAAGAAAGACAAAGAUGACGACUCAGGGAUUGGCACUGGCAUUGCGCUUGGUCUUGAUGAGGUGGACAGUGUUAAGGAGUUUGGUAGUAUUAUGGCUAAGAGGGGAGUGUGGCAUUGGUGGAGGAGGGGUAUGGGGUAUGCGUGA
Penicillium nucicola is the source of this 441-nucleotide messenger RNA. RefSeq lists its product as uncharacterized. The coding region runs from base 1 to 441 and encodes 146 amino acids. The transcript has a single exon. The record is from RefSeq and is a predicted model, not a curated record. Lineage: Eukaryota; Fungi; Ascomycota; Eurotiomycetes; Eurotiales; Aspergillaceae.